GAUCAUUCAAUGAUUUUUUGUCUUAAAUCAUAAGCAAAAAUUUCCAACGUUUAUAAUUCCACUGAUAUAUAAAGUUUUAAAGUUUCAACGAAAAAAAAUGUCCGAUUCAAAUUCCAAUAUGAAAACUAGAUUCGUUGCAUCAUUCAUGCAAUUCCUUUCAGAGGAAUUGAACAAUGAUGAAUUAUCGGCCGAUUCGAAAGAAAGCAUUGAAGUUGCCAUUCAAUGUUUGGAGACGGCUUAUAGUAUUAAUCCUGUUGAUGGAACAUUGCAUUCAAAAAAACCAAUCAUGGAAAUAUUUUCCGAUUAUAUGAAAUGUGAAAAACAGGAUUCACAAAAGAUUGUAUCUGAAGAAGAUAAAACAAAGGCAAAUGAAUUGAAGAAUGAAGGUAAUGAAUUAAUGAAAAGUGGUAAAUAUCAAGAAGCAUUGGAAUCUUAUACCAAAGCAAUCGACUUGGAUGAUUCGAAUCCAAUCUAUUAUUGUAAUCGUGCUGCGGCUCAAAGUAAAUUGGAUAACCAUACGGCUGCAUUAGAAGAUUGUAAAGUGGCCAUUCGAAGAGAUCCAAAUUAUAGUAAAGCUUAUUGUCGAAUGGGUUUGGCAUAUGUCAAUCUAAAGGAUCAUCAACGUGCUAGAGAUUGUUACAAAAAAGCUGUUGAAUUAGAUCCAAGCGAAAGUAACAAGAACAAUCUUCGUUUGGCUGAGGAAAAACUUCAAGAAGAACAGACUCAAUUCUCUAAUAUGGGGUUCGGUAAUCUGUUCAACAAUCCACAAUUGAUGAACUUUGCCUCUCAAAUCAUGUCCAAUCCAAAUAUGCAGAAUAUGUUUUCACAAAUGUUGGGUUCAAUGGGUCAACAGCCACAGGAUAAUCCUGAACAGCCAGCCAAUAUUGGUGAUCAAUCUGGUGGUGGAACGGCUUCAUCUAAUCCAAUGGAAGCGUUUUUGCAAGUUGGUCAGCAAUUUGCCGAUCAAAUUCGUCAAGCUAAUCCUGAAUUGAUGGAACAACUUCGAAGCGCGAUGGGUGACUCUAAAAAAGAAGACGAUGGUGCUAAUCCCGAUAAACAGAAUGAAAAUUAAAAUCGCUAUAAUAAUAUUUGAUUGAGUAAAUGUCAAUUUUUUAUUCAUUAAAGUAUAAAAUUUAUUCAUUUUUUCCAAAACAAUUAACAAAUGAUGCCUAUUGGUCAAAUGAUA
Messenger RNA from Dermatophagoides farinae (American house dust mite), 1186 nucleotides. Its product is annotated as small glutamine-rich tetratricopeptide repeat-containing protein alpha. The record is from RefSeq and is a predicted model, not a curated record. Lineage: Eukaryota; Metazoa; Arthropoda; Arachnida; Sarcoptiformes; Pyroglyphidae. Gene Ontology annotation, biological process: post-translational protein targeting to endoplasmic reticulum membrane. Gene Ontology annotation, molecular function: protein binding; molecular adaptor activity. Gene Ontology annotation, cellular component: membrane; TRC complex.